GCACCAACUGGAAAAUUAAUAGAAAAAGAGAAAAUCAAUGAAUAGGAAGAAGAAAUUUAAAUAACAAAAUAAACCCUAAAGAGUGAGGGUCAAGCCCAUUACACUAGUCCAUAAAAAUAAGCCAACUAAAAUAAACAAAAUAAAAGUCCAAUGAAAUAAAUAAACUGGAUGUCCUCAUCACUAACUCAAACCAUUUUUUGUCAAUACAAUCUUUCCUUCCUAGUUCUCAUCCUAUUUGGUCUAAUCUUGGUGUAUUCAUUUUAUUCUUCAUCGAUAAUAUUAAAGAUAUGAUGAUACACAUUUUCGUCACGUGGUAAUGUUGAUGUAUUAAUACAGUAUAUCUUGGAAGACGAUCAGAAGGGUCUGGUGUAUUAGAGGAGGCUCAGAGGUUGAUUUCUGAUGGACUUGAAAGUAAAUUACUUUCCGUCUUCCAGGACCUUCUAUCUGCCAACUACCCUGAGCAGAUGGAUGUUGACCUCUACACUCUAUGGGCUGAGGAGAUUCUUAUUGAAGAGAAUUUGAUCCUGGAGGUUCUUUUCCUGGCUUAUUACGAGUCUUUUUGUACUUGUGAUGCCAAAUGCUGGAAAAGAUUGUGCUUGCUUUAUCAGGACAUCAUUACUGGUUCAUACAACUUUGGGAAACUGGCAAUAUCACCUGAAGCAGUGCGUUCUAUCUAUCAUUCCAAAGUGCAGCUGCUACUUAUUCUCAUAGAGGCUUUGGACCUGGAAAAUCUCCUUCAAAUGGUCCACGAUGAAAUUCCGUUCAGGCAGGGUUCUGUUGCUUUUUCCAUAACUGAUGUUCAAGAAAUGGAUUCAAUAAUAUCUUGUUUUAGUGCUUUUGAGACCAAAGAAGCAGGCCCUCUGAUCCUUACGUGGGCAGUUUUUCUCUGUCUCAUUUCUUCUCUUCCGGAAAAAGAUGAGAAUAAUUUUCUGAUGGAGAUAGAUCACAUUGGUUAUGUUCGUCAAGCUUUUGAGGUUUCAUCUUUGAGUUAUUUUCUUGAAAUUCUUGAAAGUGCUACAUUGAAGGAUUCUGAUGGUCCUAUUGCAGGUUACAAAAGUGUUUUGAGAACAUUUAUAUCCUCAUUUAUUGCAUCUUAUGAAAUCAGUCUCCAGUUUGAGGAUAAAAAUCUAAAAGUAAUUCUGGAAAUCCUUUGCAAAAUCUAUCGAGGAGAGGAGUCACUUUGCAUUCAGUUUUGGGACAGGGAGAGUUUCGUCGAUGGUCCUAUUCGGUGUCUUCUUUGCAAUUUGGAGGGUGAGUUUCCAUUCAGGACUAUUGAAUUUGUGCAGUUCUUAUCAGCCCUUUCAGAAGGAGCUUGGCCGGCCGAAUGCGCAUUUAAUUUUCUUGAUAAAUCAGUUGGCUUAUCAUCUCCAUUUGAGAUGAGUAGCAACUCUGUUGUGGAUGCUUCUUCAAAGAUUGUUGAAGCGCGCCUCCCUGUGCAUCUUCCUGGUGUUGAAGGGUUUGUAAUUCCCAGUAGAUCUCGCGGUCACGUGUUAAGAAUGAUCAACAGUAAUACUGCUCUAGUACGGUGGGAGUACACUGAAUCUGGAGUGCUUGUGCUUCUUCUGCGUUUGGGUCAAGAGGUGUAUUUGAAAAGCUUUGAGGAGAGCACUGUUACUCUUGAUUUGCUGAGUCGAUUAGUGACUUUUAACAUGGCCAUAUGCUAUGCUCUAAUGGAUGCUGGGAGUUCUUCGUGCGGUGAAGUAACUUCAGCAGGAAAACCAGAAAAAUAUCCAUUUGUUAAUGUGGUUGAGAUCUUAUGUGCUUUGGUCAAAAGCCUACCUCCCAACUGCAACGGUGCAAUAAUGAUGUCCAUGGGAGUUACUAUUUUGUCAAAAAUGUUAAAAUGCUUGCCUUUUCAAUUAGCAACAAUGAUGAUGAAUUCAAAUAUAUUUGAUCUUGCCUUGAAGACGAAUCCCUUUAAUGUUAGCUCGAAUGGUUUAUCAAGUGGAUCGUGGUUGCUUUCUGGAAGGCUUGCCAAGAUGCUCUUGAUUGAUUGUGAACAAAGUGAUUGCUCGCUGACACUUUCGGUGCUAGACUUCACAAUGAGGCUCGUGGAGAUUGGAAUUGAAAAUGAUGUUGUUCUUGCACUUGUUGUUUUCUCCCUUCAGUAUGUUCUUGUUAAUCAUGAAUUCUGGAAAUAUAAAGUGAAGCAUGCACGCUGGAAGGUGACAACAAAGGCUCUUGAAGUUGUGAAAUAUAUAUUGUCAGUCUUAUCCCAUUGGAAACUUGGUGAGGUCGUUCGAGAUAUUCUGCUUUGUGAUGCUUCCAUCCACAGUGCACUUUUCCGAAUUGUUUGUACAACUACACAUGGGUUGGAGAAACUUCAGUUUAGCCGCCUGAUUGAGAUGACGGAUAUCGAAGGAUUGCAACUGGCCAUAUCUUCUGGUUUGGAUGUUCUUGCCAGUAUGGUAUCUGAUCUCUCGAAGGAUCUUGUGAGUAUUUCAGUAUUUCAUCAAGCAAUGCUGUCACCAACUACAAAGCCAAUACCUGUGGCUGCUGCUGCCAUGUCGUUGUUAUCAUACUUCCACAAUCCUAAGAUACAGACUAGUGCUGCAAGGUUGCUGUCCAUGUUAUUUGUUGUGGAUUUUUCGCAUUCAUCUACAUUUAGCAAUGCCAGUUUUGGUCUGGAUGAUAAGCAGGUUGACAUUUGUAAGAAUUCUAUUUAUAGAAUUAUUUCUGAGCAGUUACCUUGGAGUGAAGAUCUCAUUGUUGCCACAUUGAAGCUGCUCAUAUUUUCUGCACGUUAUCAGCCUGCCUUUUGCAUUGCCGUUAUUGCUUCCAAAGAGAAUUUAAAUGCCCAACUGGGCAAUACUGACUGUGAGCAGCAGCCAGAUAAAGCUGACUAUGGAUUGUUGCUCUCCAAGGAAAUCAGUCUUUUAGAUGCAAUUUUGCAAUAUGUUAGAAGAUCUGAGGAUCUAAUGAGAAGCAAACCCACUAUAUUGUUAAAUGUGUUGGAUUUCCUCAAGGCACUGUGGCAAAGUGCCCCUCAGUUCACAAAUAUUUUGGAGCUGCUAAAAAAAUCGGAUAAGUUCUGGAGACAAUUGACCAACAAUGUCACGCUUAUUUCCAGUAGUAAAGAUGAUUUGUCUGGAAAUUUGACCGAAAUGGAGCUUCAAAAUCUAGCUUACGGACAUCAAUGUCAAUCGAAGGUUUUUGAAAUAUUGGCUUAUGAGAUAUUCCUGCAAAAGAAGCUUAUGCGUGCUGCAUUACUUGUAAAGCAAUCGUCUAAAUCAACUGAUGGAGGAGAAAAGUCAGAUGAUUCGCAAAUUCCAAAAGAUGCCAAUCUCACUAGCCUAAAGGAUAUCUUCUCAACCUGGUGUGAGAAUUCAUUGUUGACUGACCUGAUCAAGUCAUGUGUUUCAUGUGAAUAUGAUAACAGUACUCACAUCCGUGCAAAGGUUGCUGCUUGUUUAUUUGCUGUGCAUAUGAUGCGAAAAUUAAAAACUGGUGACUUCGGAAGUUUGUCUGUAUCACUGGUUGAAAAAAUAACUAUUUUGUCACAGAAGUUGAGCAAGUUGCCAGCCUUUUCAGAAUUGUUAACACAAUACACAGAGCGUGGUUAUAGUGAAGGAAAAGAUUUGCACAAUUUAGUACUCAAUGAUCUAUUUUACCACAUGCAAGGAGAACUGGAGGGCCGUUUCAUCGAUAAUAGACCAUUCAAAGAGCUCUCGCAGUAUCUGAUAGACUCGAGCUUCUUGGAUACAUAUAAACAUAAACGUGAUUGUUUUUUACCAGAGUUCAAGGAUGUCUACUUGUAUGACACUGUUCGUUUACGAUCAGAUUUGGGAUUAGAAUUGUGGGAUCUAUCAGCAUGGAAAACAUCAAAAGAAAUUGCAGAAACUAUGUUGCACUACUUGCAGGAUGUGAAUUUGAUGAUGUUCCUGUCAAAUACCAAGGUUUCGGCAUUGGGAGGACUAAUUAGCAUGUUACAUAUGCUAGAUGACAAUGUGAGUCUUCUAAUUUCUUGUAGUGAUUCCUGCACCAUCUUUAUUUUAUUCAGUUUAUUUUAGGUACAUAAGUUUUGU
Messenger RNA from Olea europaea var. sylvestris, 4025 nucleotides. RefSeq lists its product as uncharacterized. Gene Ontology annotation, molecular function: structural constituent of nuclear pore. NCBI's taxonomy places the organism in Eukaryota, Viridiplantae, Streptophyta, Magnoliopsida, Lamiales, Oleaceae. Gene Ontology annotation, biological process: RNA export from nucleus; protein import into nucleus. The transcript has 26 exons. The record is from RefSeq and is a predicted model, not a curated record. Gene Ontology annotation, cellular component: nuclear pore inner ring. Bases 465 to 4010 code for a protein of 1181 amino acids.